Messenger RNA from Aspergillus ochraceoroseus IBT 24754, 1398 nucleotides. RefSeq lists its product as uncharacterized. Lineage: Eukaryota; Fungi; Ascomycota; Eurotiomycetes; Eurotiales; Aspergillaceae. The transcript has a single exon. The coding region runs from base 1 to 1398 and encodes 465 amino acids. The record is from RefSeq and is a predicted model, not a curated record.
AUGCCCAAGGCCUCUCCGGCCUACCUGUUGGGAGGAGCCUCGUUGCUGUCCACGUUCAUUGUCACCAUUCUUGACGGCGUGUGCUACGCCACUUCCAGGGCCUCCGUGCCGAAUACCUCGACAGUCGAGGCCGUCAUUGUCAGCCUCAGCACCCUCAGCUGUGUCGUCCUACUUGUCAUGGUUUUGCUCUGGAUGAACGAUCUUAAGGUCGACUCCAGGGUCCAGCAAAAGCCGUGGAGGAGAUGCACAUAUGGCACCGCCAUUGGCUAUCUCUCUCUUGCCACCGGAAUCACAGCGGCGGGGAUAGCAUGGAGCGCGGUGCAAUCCCUGUCUGGGGCCUCCGGAUCGGAAUCCGAGUCUAGGAAGUCGUCAGCCACCUCAAAUCGACAGUCGGUCCUCAUCGCCCGCUGUGUUCUAUGGGCGAUUUCGGUGCUCAGUCAAGGCACACUAAGCGGAUACUUGUUGACUCGGACCCGGAAAGACAACCCCAGCCAAUGGCCAACCCUAAUAUCCCACGAGCUGGACGCCAUCAUCCUCCCGAAUCCAUCGGGGACGAUCCAUCAAGUCGAAGCUGCAAAGACGCCGUCCCAGACCACCGAAUCGCAGCGGCCAUCCAUCGACCCAAAGGAUGAUCGUCUUCCCCCAAUCCAACCGUCUGCUUCCAGGACGGCAUCGCAAGGCUCCAACCGUUUCUCGGACAGAACCCUCUUCCACCAAGACUCGAAACCCAACUCGAUUGAUCUAAACCUCACCAAAACCACCACUCUGGUGUCCUAUCCCGACAGCGUCACGACUCGCUCGAAGCCAGACCCCUAUCCAGACGACCCGGAUCUCGAAUCCGCAGCCGACCCCCUGAGCAGAACCCAGCAACUCCACCGAAGCAACUCGGACUUGAAGCGCUCCCUGGACAGCGUGCUGCUCCGGCCCCUUUCCUCUGCUCUAUCAUCUCCCAUACCCUCCUCCUCCUCCUCCUCCUCCCCUACACAAAUCGACGCGAUUGCCAAACGCCCUCUCCCCAAGCUCAAUCUCCCCGACGAAAGCAACAUCCACCCGCUCUUCCGCUCCGACAGCCGCUCGCCACCUCCCACGCCAACGCCGGGGACGAUUGUCGUCGCAUCACCAGCAGCGGGGCAGACGAUAUCCGUGAAAGCGUUGAACCGCAUGCGGUCCACUCGUUCCGUGGGGGCGCAUACACCACGAAGUCGGUCCCCGUUGUUUGAACGGGUAGAUCAAUCCGAAACUACCGAGAAUGCACCGCAUUUAUCUUCUUCGACAUCUUCAUCGACACCGACAUCAUCAACACCAGCAUCAGCAUCAACAAGCUCAAUAUCAAUACCAAUAACACAACGAGGGAUCUGUUUAAUAUCCGGGUCUCCUCUGGUUUCGGAUGGACGCUGA